AUGCAUCGAUUCCCGUCCCCCACGUCUAUACAUGUGGCCACGCUCGACUCCUACCGAUGCUACGCCUCGAGCCUUCAUGAUGAUCGAGUAUAUCCCUGGUCGGCCGCUCGGCAAACACCUCCGAUUAUCAACGUGCGCAGAGGAACAACGGAAGACCCUCUUCUCGGACUGAUCGGCGUCUUUCACUCCUUGAGGAGCUUAGAAUUCUCGGCAUCUAGGUCGCUAAUGCCUAGCCAAUGGUUGAUGAGCUCCAAGCCGACAAUCGUCAGCUCUUUUCGGAGUAUGGAUGAGGAGGGUAUCAAGGACACACCUCUGUGCUGGGCUCAUACAGAUCUGCCACGGUCCAAUAUCAUAAUCAACAAAGAUUUCCACAUUACCGGCAUCGUCGACUGGGAGUGGUCAUAUGUGAUCCCUUCUCGGUUCUUGAUGCCCCUGCCGUGGAUUACCAAAACUGAG
Messenger RNA from Geosmithia morbida, 456 nucleotides. Its product is annotated as Phosphotransferase enzyme family. The record is from RefSeq and is a predicted model, not a curated record. NCBI's taxonomy places the organism in Eukaryota, Fungi, Ascomycota, Sordariomycetes, Hypocreales, Bionectriaceae.